AUGGACUAUGUGGUAAAAAGAGAAACAAGUUUCAGGAAGCAAAUGGUAGAUCUUGAUUUGAUUGAAUGGUUUGAGUGUAUUGCCAAUUUUAAAAGAUAUAAAAAGGUACAAAAAGUCGAUAUUGUAACAGAUAAAAUGAUGCGAAUUGUUCAAACAUGGGGUAUUCUAUUUCCUGUUGAACUUAUUGACUACAUUAAUAUGUACAACCGUACCCAGAAGAAAGGUGUUGUAUUUGUUAAACCCACUACUACUGACUUUGAAUUAUAUAUUCAACCGCCUGAUGGUAUUCAGAAUUGCAUUGAUCAAAUAUCAGAAACGAUAAAAAUGAUCGACGACACUUUGGAACAUAUUUAUGACAAUGAAUGUCGUGUGAAAUCCGCUCAAGUGAUAUUUCAACACUCCAAAAUGGUCAAAACACAACAUGAAUAA
Molecule: messenger RNA, 429 nt
Organism: Entamoeba invadens IP1
Lineage: Eukaryota; Evosea; Mastigamoebida; Endamoebidae
Exons: 2
Coding region: 1-429 (142 amino acids)
Source: RefSeq, a predicted model, not a curated record